GUUUUGUUUGGACAGGACCAAAUGCAAACACAUCUGAACGCAAAGCGGCUAUGAAAGCAGCAGAGCAGUUCAUCAAAGAGAAGAAUUACUCAAGUAAAACACAGAUCCAGGUGCUGCCUGCAGGAGGCGAGACCACCCUGUUCAAGCAGUUCUUCUCUAACUGGAAGGACAAGGACCAAACCACUGGUCCUACCAAGGCCUACACCAUUGGAAAAAUAGCCCAUGUGGAGCAGAUUCCUUUUGAUGCCUCCAGCCUCCAUAACAACAAGGCCAUGGCAGCCCAGCACAACAUGGUUGAUGAUGGUUCUGGAAAAGUCCAGGUAAAUUUCAUUUUG
Sinocyclocheilus rhinocerous is the source of this 335-nucleotide messenger RNA. Its product is annotated as adseverin-like. Lineage: Eukaryota; Metazoa; Chordata; Actinopteri; Cypriniformes; Cyprinidae. The annotation marks the transcript as partial. Gene Ontology annotation, biological process: actin filament severing; actin polymerization or depolymerization; barbed-end actin filament capping. Gene Ontology annotation, molecular function: actin filament binding; phosphatidylinositol-4,5-bisphosphate binding. Gene Ontology annotation, cellular component: cytoplasm; actin cytoskeleton. The transcript is spliced from 4 exons. The record is from RefSeq and is a predicted model, not a curated record.